Messenger RNA from Cyanidioschyzon merolae strain 10D, 1344 nucleotides. RefSeq lists its product as hypothetical. Bases 1 to 1344 code for a protein of 447 amino acids. Gene Ontology annotation, molecular function: nucleic acid binding. NCBI's taxonomy places the organism in Eukaryota, Rhodophyta, Bangiophyceae, Cyanidiales, Cyanidiaceae. The record is from RefSeq and is a predicted model, not a curated record. The transcript has a single exon.
AUGCCACGUCGGUGUCGCCACACAACUGCGAAGGACAGGCGGGCAGGUGAGAAAUGCUGCUGUCGGUGUGGUGCGCUCUGUGAACCUGGGAGCGCGGCAGAAACGGUAUCCGUUCGGGACGCACCGUGGCAGCAUGUCGACGCCAGCGCGGCUGCUGUGUGGACGAGCGCAGUGUACGACGCUGUGUCGCGCCGGUUUCACGACGACGACGACAGCGACAACGAACUAUCGAGCCCCCUGCUGGCGCUCAUGCAACUCGGCUCGGACAUGGACUCGGACUUUGAGGCCGACGGUCUACCCAGCGGAGCGUGGGCGCUCACGCCGCUCGACUUGGACGCGGACUCGGACUCGGACUCGGACUCGCUGCAAGAAAAGACGCGCUCAACUCACACGGGUGAGUCUCGCACUGUAACGGCGGAGCGUGGAGCACCUUUGGAUAAGAGUGGUCGCUCAGAAACCAGCCCAAGCGAGUCAUUGUCUGAGGACUGGCACCGGAAGGAGUUUGACACUGAAAAUCUGCAGAGUCUCGCGGAAACAAGCUGGUAUCGUAAAACUGGCAACGGCUUACACGCGAAACUGAGCUGGUUGGAGCGGGAGGCGGAAUUCAACCAGUUGCUGAUCGGUCACGGACGCCGAAAGCGGCGGCAAAGACGGAAAAGUGCAGUCAAAGAGAAACGUUUCCUAGAAACAAAAAUGAAGCUGGAGGCCACCAUGGAUGAGGCGAUCCGUACGAUGAUGCGUUUCUGUGAGGAUACCGGACCAAAUGCGGUGGACUACGUAGACAUGCCAGCCAUAUGUAGCACGGGCCGCGAAUUCCUUCACCGGCUGGCGCAGGCUUGCCGAACGCGCGUCGUAUCGAAGCCUAAUGCACAUGUAGUAGCGGUCGCUCGAACGCGCAAUACUCGAUGGUGCGGGCUUGAAGAGGCGCAACGGCUGGCCUCGGAAUGUUCCGAGAAGGCGCUGCUCAAGCAAAGCGGCCUCUAUAGGACACGUCGUGAAACGCGUACGAACGACGCCUCGCGGUCGAACGCUUCGGCGACGUCGGCAAAGCGCUCCCCUGAGGACACGGAGAAGCAACAGAAACAGUUCACCAAGGGUACGGUUCACACCGAGCGGGGACGUGCCCAGCUGCAGCAGACCGCGCUUGCCGUUCAGCCAGUUGCAGCCGAGAAUCGCGGCCACGAAUUGAUGCGGCGGCUCGGGUGGCAACCUGGGCAGGCACUUGGUGCACAAACCGGUGGCGAGCGAGCACUUUUGGAACCGCUCAAAGCGACGUUGCGGCCACCUCGCCGGGGUCUUGGCGCUGCACACGCAACUGCGUCUAGUGGAACACCUCCGAAAUAG